Anopheles moucheti is the source of this 1224-nucleotide messenger RNA. RefSeq names its product ester hydrolase C11orf54 homolog. Bases 72 to 1106 code for a protein of 344 amino acids. Gene Ontology annotation, molecular function: zinc ion binding; hydrolase activity, acting on ester bonds. Gene Ontology annotation, cellular component: nucleus. The record is from RefSeq and is a predicted model, not a curated record. NCBI's taxonomy places the organism in Eukaryota, Metazoa, Arthropoda, Insecta, Diptera, Culicidae. The transcript has 3 exons.
UCGCGUUCGCAGUUCCUGUUUGCCCGCGACCGCUUAAACUGCUCGAACCGGACCGCAGCGGGGGUCAUUCAAUGCCGAUCGGUUGUACAACACAGUCGCACGACAUCGGCACCGUUGCACACCUGGAGGAACACCCUGCGAUGGAGAGUCUCGAUACGGCCGGUCUGCUGUUUGAGGAGAAACCUUUGCAUACGCCGUCCCUGGUGGAAUUGCGCGAUGUGCUUGCGAUUGGCCUAAAAUCUUGUUUCGCUACGGUGAACGUGGAGGUGGUCGAGUGUCCGGAUUUGAGCAAAGCUCCCUUCCAUCUUGCUGGAACUGGAUUGAACGGCAGUCCGACGUUAAUUGAAAUUGGUGGACCACCCUAUCUGCUGCCCACGGUGGACAGUACCAAACUCUACGAUGUCAUUCCAAUCGCCAAACGUGCGCUGCACGAUGACCAGAAGCCGUUCAUCACAAUCGGCGCCGGGGCGGGUCCCUUCCCGUUGGUGAAUUCCAACUGUGAGGGAAUGUUCAACCUGCGCUACAGCCCACCGGGGAAUGUCGUCAGUGAAAGCCACCUGGCAAUGGUAACAUCGGAGCGGGAAGUGAUUGUACGAAAGAUCCCAAACACCGAGACGCGCUGCGCUCUGCUGGGCAAUCUGCUCGUGGCCGAAGGUAAUGCGGGACCGGUGCUGAAGGUGAGCUGCAAACGGCGCACCGGCAACAAAGACUUCAUUGCCAGCAUCCGCACGUGUUUGGAGGAGCGGUACGGUGAGCGCACCGUUGGCAUGGGAGGUGUCUUCCUGUUGCAGGCCGGCAAAGCCAAACAGCACGUCAUGUCACCCUUCUCGACAUCACCCAUCAACACCGAGGAACAGUUGAACGAGUGGCUCAACUUCUACGACAUGCCGGCGCCACUCAUCAACGUGGGCACGCUUGUCACGAACGAGUGCGAUUUGGACCUGCGGCUACAACACUUCCACAGCUUUUCCACGCACGGUCACGGUGGCCAUUAUCACAUCGACACGACACCGGAGGUGGUCGAGUAUGAAGGAUACUUUGUGGCCGGUGAACGGAUCGUGCGUGUCGACAAGCCGAUCCAUACGCACAAAUUCGGUCGUGACUAGUGCGCUGCAAGGAAGGAAAUAAUGCAACCACAACAAUGCAUUCCCACCACAACACGAAGAAGGGUCGGUUCGAGGCAUGGGUAUAAAAUAAACCUUGACGAAGGGCAUCAGCGGUAUA